AUGAAUGAACAACCAAAAACAUACUAAAAUGCUUUCCAAGUUUUUAAGGAAAGAUAUACCAAAAAGUUAAAGAAGGAUAAAACAUUAACAUAAAAUGACAUUGAUGAUUUAGUCUUACAAAAAUGGAAAUUCUUGCCUGAUGAUUAAAGAGAACCAUAUAAAAAACGAUUUGAAAAAACUAAAGUCAAACUAACCCAAUAGGAUGAAUAAGAAUAAGCAAAUGAUUCUGAAUAAGAAAAGCAACCUUCCAAAAAAGUAAAGCAAUGA
This is a messenger RNA of Paramecium sonneborni, 267 nucleotides long. NCBI's taxonomy places the organism in Eukaryota, Ciliophora, Oligohymenophorea, Peniculida, Parameciidae. The record is from the annotation of a GenBank genome assembly.